UCGCGCCUUCACUUCUUCUUCUUAGUCUUCAUUCAUCAGUUUCAGUCUUCAGACCUCGGCAGACUGUAGUCGGCACGACAAUCAGUACGAGGUAGCACCGUCGCACGUCUCAACCUCACCGUCAGCCCUGAUCUCUGUCCCAGCGGUCUAGCCUUCGUCGAGCUUCCAGCACCGGAUCCAGAUGGAGGAAGAAGAUAAUUAUGUGGAAUAUGUACCGGUUACAAAACGAAGGGCUAUUGAAGCUCAGAAGAUGCUUCAUCGUAAAGGGAAAUCUUCUACCCUUGAAGAUGAGUUGGAGACGGAAAAACUUGCUGAAGCUAAGCCUAGCUUGUUGGUGCAAGCAACACAGUUGAAGCGUGAUCAACCUGAAAUUACCCAUACAGAGCAUCUAGUACAACAAGAAAAGGAGAUGAUUGAGCAUCUGUCUGACCGAAAGACACUAAUGUCUGUUCGUGAAUUAGCCAAAGGGAUAACUUACUCAGAAGCCUUGUUGACAGGAUGGAAGCCGCCUUUAAAAAUUAGAAGGUUCCCUUUAAAAGAAUGUGAAUCCAUUAGAAAGCAAUGGCAUAUAAUUGUUCAUGGUGAUGAUAUCCCACCACCAAUAAAGAAUUUCAAGGAUAUGAGAUUGCCAGAGCCUGUUUUAGCUAAGUUAAAGGAAAAAGGAAUUGUCCAACCCACACCUAUUCAAGUCCAAGGACUCCCAGUGAUUUUGUCUGGAAGGGAUAUGAUAGGGAUUGCUUUUACUGGUUCUGGAAAGACAUUAGUGUUUGUGCUGCCGUUGAUUAUGGUGGCAUUGCAAGAAGAGAUGAUGAUGCCUAUUCUUCCAGGGGAAGGGCCUUUUGGAUUGGUCAUCUGUCCUUCAAGAGAACUUGCUAGGCAAACAUAUGAGGUUGUUGAAGAGUUCUUGAUCCCGAUGAGGGAGUGUGGUUAUCCGGAGUUGAGGCCUUUACUUUGCAUUGGUGGAGUUGACAUGAAGUCACAAUUAGAUAUCGUGAAAAAAGGCGUGCAUAUAGUUGUCGCCACUCCAGGGAGGUUGAAGGACUUGCUUGCCAAGAAAAAGAUGAGUCUUGAUAAUUGCAGGUAUUUAACAUUGGAUGAAGCAGAUAGGCUAGUUGACCUCGGAUUUGAAGACGAUAUAAGAGAAGUAUUCGAUCAUUUCAAAGCACAAAGACAAACACUUCUAUUUUCUGCAACAAUGCCCACAAAGAUCCAAAACUUUGCCAGAAGCGCCCUAGUGAAGCCAGUUACAGUUAACGUGGGAAGAGCAGGAGCAGCAAAUCUUGACGUGAUUCAAGAAGUGGAAUACGUAAAGCAAGAGGCUAAAAUCGUUUACCUUCUCGAAUGCCUACAGAAGACUCCCCCACCCGUUCUAGUAUUCUGCGAGAACAAAGCCGACGUGGACGAUAUUCACGAAUAUCUCCUGCUGAAAGGAGUGGAAGCGGUCGCGAUUCACGGAGGGAAGGACCAAGAAGAGAGGGAAUACGCGAUCGCGUCGUUCAAAUCGAGCAAGAAAGACGUCUUAGUAGCGACUGAUGUCGCUUCUAAGGGUUUGGAUUUUCCGGAUAUUCAGCACGUGGUUAACUACGAUAUGCCUGCGGAAAUUGAGAAUUACGUGCACAGGAUUGGAAGAACCGGGAGAUGUGGGAAGACUGGUAUUGCGACGACCUUUAUAAAUAAGAAUCAAAGUGAGACAACGCUUCUUGAUUUGAAGCAUUUGUUGCAAGAGGCUAAGCAGAGGAUACCUCCGGUUUUGGCAGAGCUGAACGAUCCAAUGGAGGAUGCGGAAGCUAUAAAUAGCGUGACGGGUGUUAAAGGUUGUGCUUAUUGUGGUGGGUUAGGUCAUAGGAUUAAGGACUGUCCUAAGCUUGAGCAUCAGAAAAGUCAGGCCAUUGCUGGGUCUAGGAGAGAUUAUUUUGGAUCUGGUGGUUAUAGAGGGGAGAUAUAGAAGAUUACUCAGAUGUUGCCUCCUUUUCUUGCUUUUACUAUGUUUGUUGUACUGUUUUUUCUAUUUUUAUUGUUCUUUACAAGUU
This is a messenger RNA of Impatiens glandulifera, 2030 nucleotides long. Its product is annotated as DEAD-box ATP-dependent RNA helicase 35. The record is from RefSeq and is a predicted model, not a curated record. The coding region runs from base 182 to 1945 and encodes 587 amino acids. Gene Ontology annotation, molecular function: RNA binding; ATP binding; zinc ion binding. Gene Ontology annotation, cellular component: spliceosomal complex. The transcript is spliced from 3 exons. Gene Ontology annotation, biological process: mRNA splicing, via spliceosome. NCBI's taxonomy places the organism in Eukaryota, Viridiplantae, Streptophyta, Magnoliopsida, Ericales, Balsaminaceae.